AUGAUGAACCUUUUCCGCAGAAUACGCCGUCUCAACAAAAAUCCACCACUGCCACUCCCACUUCCUUCUCUCCCCAAACCCCAACCCUCACCCCUUUCACUUCCUCCUCCUCCUCCUCCUACUCAAAAACUCAACCCCAGCGACUGGCUCCGCCGCGCCCAAAUCUUCGACUCCAACAUCCACACAUUUGGAGAAAGGAGUGGUGCCCAAGGAAUGGAAAGAGGAAAUGUGGAAUACGUAUUUACCAGAGCAGAUGGCGAGGUUGAGGAGAGAAUACGGGAGGGAAUUGAAGAGGGAGGUGGGUGGGGUGGUGCUGGUGUUGGGUGCAAGUGA
Messenger RNA from Sclerotinia borealis F-4128, 333 nucleotides. Lineage: Eukaryota; Fungi; Ascomycota; Leotiomycetes; Helotiales; Sclerotiniaceae. The record is from the annotation of a GenBank genome assembly.